GGAGCCACUGUUCUUGGGAAAAUGGCGAACUCUGCGAAACAGGGUGUUCUUUCGAAAGUGUCCCGGUUAAUGCAAAUUAUAAGAGAAAAUGGAAGAAUACUGGGAUCGAUAAAGCAAUUAUACAGAACAGAUGAACUAAAAACAGGCACCCUGGUCGGUGAAGAUGACUAUGGAAACAAAUAUUACCAGAACCCUAUGUAUUUCAUGGGUCGUAGUCGGUGGGUUGAAUAUUCUCCAGCUGUUGGCAUGGAUUAUGAUGGUAGCCAAGUACCUCCAGAAUGGCACAGGUGGCUAAGUUAUAUGAGCGAUGAACCACCAACAGUUGCCAAGCUUGUAAAAUAUCCCUGGAUGCAGAAACAUACAGAAAACUUGUCAGGGACACCCCAAGCAUAUGUACCUUACAGUACUGUACCAGCAAAGAUCCAGGCUUGGACUCCUCCUCCCAAAAAGCGUUAAUGUGCUAGAAGUUCCUCAGAAUUGGCAGAUGAUUAUAUGUAUGUUUUUAUUGAAGCUGCAAAUCAUGCCACCCCAGCCAAAAAAAAAAAAAAAAAAGUUAAAACACUCCAGAGAGCUGGCGAGAAGUAGAUUAUACACUUAAUUUGUUACCAGCAGUCUUCACAGAUACCUGUAAUAUAAAGUAACUGGAAAAUGCAGAGAGAAGACUGGAUGAGAAUAACUUGUGUUUUAUAUUUUAGUUAAUAUGGAAAAGAGAAUGAGGGGUUUUGAAGGGAACUGCUCUAGGUAGAGAUAGGCGAGUGUGCAACAGUGAGGGGCAGCUGUAGUGUGUGUAAAUAAAUUAUUCAUUAUUCUCUUGUU
Pomacea canaliculata is the source of this 816-nucleotide messenger RNA. RefSeq names its product NADH dehydrogenase [ubiquinone] 1 alpha subcomplex subunit 12-like. The record is from RefSeq and is a predicted model, not a curated record. The transcript is spliced from 4 exons. Gene Ontology annotation, cellular component: membrane. Bases 22 to 456 code for a protein of 144 amino acids. Gene Ontology annotation, biological process: response to oxidative stress; mitochondrial respiratory chain complex I assembly. Lineage: Eukaryota; Metazoa; Mollusca; Gastropoda; Architaenioglossa; Ampullariidae.